AUGGGAACGUCCCUGAAUUUGUUUCUGAACUCUGCUGGGCAGGUGCGUGUGCGAUUUGCACCUUCACCCACGGGGAACCUGCACGUCGGAGGGGCGCGCACAGCUCUCUUCAACUACUUAUACGCCUGCAACACGGGCGGCAAGAUGGUUCUCAGGGUGGAGGACACGGAUCAGGCUCGGUCCACAAAGGAGUCAGAGGCCGCAGUGCUGCGGGACCUUGCAUGGCUGGGCAUCAAAUGGGACGAGGGGCCAGACAUUGGGGGCGAGCAUGGGCCCUACAGGCAGUCGGAGCGCACGGCACUGUACAAGCAGUAUGUGGACACGCUGGUGGAGCAGGGCAAGGCCUACCCCUGCUUCUGCACAGACGAGGAGCUGCAGCAGAUGAAGGCUGAUGCCGAGACCAAGAGCCUGCCGCCCAUCUACCGCGGCAAGUGGGCCUCUGCCAGCCAGGACGAAGUUCAGCAGGAACUCGCAAAGGGGACACCGUACUGCUACAGGUUCAGGGUGCCUUCGGAUCAGGAGAUCCUCAUACCUGACAGAAUACGCGGCGAUGUGAGGUUCAAUACGAAUGCGCUGGGCGACUUUGUGAUCCUGAGAAGCAACGGCCUGCCGGUGUACAACUUCUGCGUAGCUGUGGACGACGCCCUCAUGCGCAUCACACAUGUCAUCCGUGCAGAGGAGCAUCUGCCAAACACCCUCAGACAGGUGCUCAUAUACGAGGCACUUGGCUUCAGCAUCCCCACAUUCGGGCACGUGUCACUCAUUUUGGCGCCUGACAAGUCCAAGCUCUCAAAGAGACAUGGCGCCACAUCAGUGGGAGAGUUCAGGGAGCAGGGAUUCCUGCCAGAGGCUAUGGUCAACUACCUCAGUCUGCUGGGCUGGAAUGAUGGCACGGAGCAAGAACUGUUCAGCGCAGAGGAGCUUCAGCAGAAGUUUUCCUUGGAGAGGAUAACAAAGAGCGCAGCCGUAUUUGACAAGACCAAGCUGUCCUGGAUGAACGGGCAGUAUCUACGUGCUCUCCCUGAUGAGGAGGUAAUAUCCAUUGCAAGCUCCCUGUGGACGGAAUCUGGCCUGUUGGCCAAGUCUGACUCAGCGUUUGUGCACCGGGCUGUGAGCAUCUUGAAGAACUCCCUGGAGCUCAUUGUGGAUGCUGACACACAGCUGAGGGAACUUCUGGACUACCCCCUUGAAGCCAGCAUUGCCAAUGAUGAGAAGGUGGCCGCUGUGCUGGAAGACAACUUUGCAGAGGUGGCAAAUGCAGUGGUGGCGGCGUUUGACAGCGGGGAGCUGCCGGCUGCGCUGGCAGAGGGAGCUGAUGCGUACAAGGGGUGGAUGAAGGCGUUGGGCAAGGCUCAGAAGCGCAAGGGCAAGCGGCUCUUCAUGCCCCUCCGAGUCGCACUCACCGGCACAUCACACGGGCCAGAUGUUGGGGAAGUGCUCGGGCUGCUGACACUUGAGGAUGGGGACGUGAAGGAAGCAGGAGCAUAUGUGCCCCUCUCGCAGCGCGUAGAGGCUCUUCGUGGUUGGCUUGCAAAGCAGUCUUGA
Messenger RNA from Coccomyxa subellipsoidea C-169, 1545 nucleotides. Its product is annotated as non-discriminatory gln-glu-trna synthetase. Gene Ontology annotation, biological process: glutamyl-tRNA aminoacylation. The record is from RefSeq and is a predicted model, not a curated record. Bases 1 to 1545 code for a protein of 514 amino acids. NCBI's taxonomy places the organism in Eukaryota, Viridiplantae, Chlorophyta, Trebouxiophyceae, Coccomyxaceae. Gene Ontology annotation, molecular function: glutamate-tRNA ligase activity; ATP binding; tRNA binding. The transcript has 10 exons.